GUAAACAUGCUGGCGAAGUGGUGUUUGCAGUUGUUACCGGCGUAAAAAGACGGAUAGAAAAAGUCCUUUAUGGAAACCUGCUGCCCAGAGUAGGCAUAGAAGGACUAAUAAUGACGUCCAAAAAGGAUGAUAGUGCUGGAAGUGUCCUACUUACGCCACUACUCGGAGUCAAGGCGAGAAAAAGCGACACCGUCGACGCUUCGAACUCCAUGCCAUCAAUUUGCUACCUUCCGUCGAGGUCUUCGAAAAAUUUGUUAGGAUUGGAAAGAGAGAGCGUUGAAAAUGCCACGGUAUCGCUACAUCAGGCGGCACGUGAUGGAAAACGGGACCUUGUUGAAAGGAGGCUGGAAAUGUUGGGUAAAGGAAACAAGAAGAUCAACAAAAAGGAUCAGGAGAACACAACAGCACUGCAUUAUGCUGUACGUUACAACCACCUUCACAUUGUGAAGUUGUUGUUAGAUUAUGGAGCAGACAUUGAAGCAAGAGGAGAAGAUGAUGCCACACCCCUUCACUAUGCUGCCAGAUUCCGACCAGUCCCUAGAAUAUAUGGGGGUACCCCCAGGCCCACACCCCAAGUCACACCCAGCCCCAGCAUGGAAAACAUCAGUGACAAUGGCUUAGUUCUAAAAAAGGACGACAAGAAAAAGGAAGGGGGCUCAGGCAGCUUUGGUAAAGGUACAAAGGAUCGUCUGCUUGGCUCACUGAACAACAAAAGAGAGAAGCUUGGAAAUAAACUCUUUCCUAAAGACUUCUUGACUGUAGAAAAGAGGAGUUCCUUUUCUAAAGAACCAACCAGUGCAUCGCCCUUUAUUGUAGAGACCAUGAUUAUGUACUUGUUGUCCCAGAAGGCCAAGGUCAAUGCACGAGACAGGUAUGGGUCCACUCCAUUGCAUUAUGCAGUCGCAAAAGGGAACCCAGAUGCAGUGAAAGAACUUUUGACAGAUCCAGGAAUUGACAUUGAGGCUAAGGAUAAAACAGAGAUGACCCCCCUGCAUGUGGCAUCAAGCCAGGGCUCCCUGUCUGUGGCUGAGUGUCUUAUUGAAGCUGGAGCUGACUUGAGAAGUUUGGAUGAAGAGCAGAUGACACCACUGCACUUUGCUUGCAUGGAAGGAAGUCUUGAAGUUGCCCAACUGCUUUUUAAGACAGCCGAAGAGAGAGGUGGUUGGUCCUUGGUAUCCAAGAUGGUCAUAGACCAAGAUCGCGAGGAACAAACCGCUCUUCACCUUGCGGUCGAGGAUGGUGACCAGAAGCUAGCCAAGCUUUGCCUUGAUAAAGGAGCAAACGUCAAUGCCCACAAGAUGAACAUGAGCACACCGCUGCACUUAGCGGCCACUGGGGGUGACUUGGAAAUCGUCAAGAUGUUAAUUGAACAUGAUGCAAACAUAGAAGCUAAGAAUGCCUCUCAGGAGACUCCACUGCACAGGGCAGCUCAGUUUAACAGAGUAAACAUCGUUGACUUUCUUCUGAGCGAAGGUGCUUUCAUUGAAUGCCGUGACAAAGACAAGGAUACGCCGUUGUUGAUGGCAGCAAGUAAGAAUCAUUUGGAAACAAUCAAAAGCCUUCUGAGCCACAAUGCUGAUAUAGGCGCCAAAGACAGCAAUGAUGAAACACCGAUAUACAGAGCAGCAUCUGAGGGAUGCAUUGAGGCGCUGGAGUUUCUUCUAAAAGAUCGCAAAGGCAAGACGCUAGUUGAAGAAUAUGAUAAGUACGAGAACACGCCACUUCAUGUCGCUGCCAAAAAGGGUUACGUUAGAAUUGUUCAGCUUCUUCUGGACAAUGGUUGCUGCAUUGAUAGCAAGAACGAUGGAUCUUUAACGCCACUUCAUUUAGCUGCCAAAUUUGGACGUAUAAGGACGGUGUGUGCACUUCUCAAGCGAGAUAUGUCGAUUAUAAAUGACGAAGACGAUGCUUCUAACACUCCACUGCACCUGGCCGCACUGCACGGGUAUGACAAAGUCGCCAAGGAGCUACUCGACAGGGGAGCGGCUAUUGAUGCCAGGAAUGCCAACCUUUGGACACCCCUGGAUUGCGCAGCAGCCAAAGGCUGGGUGGAGGCUGCUACCGUUCUUUUGGAUGAGAACUGUCCUGUGGACCCCACCGACAAGGCUAAGACCACUCCACUUCAUUUGGCAGCACGUGAGGGUCACGUGGAGAUGGUCAAACUGCUCUUGUCCAGGAAGGCGAACAUUACACUGACAGACAGUGCUGGGCGAAACUGUCUUGAUAUGGCCAUUGAGAACAACCACAAGGAAGUGGCGCUUGUUAUUAUCCAACACAACGACUGGAGACAAGCCAUGCGCAAUAAAACCAAAGACGGUACAACUAUUAACACCCCAAUGAGGAAACUGAUCAAGAAAUUACCCGAGGUUGCAGAGAAAGUUUUUAACAGGUGCGUCAAGUCGAAUGGGUAUCCUGUGGACCAUCCACAGUACGGCAUCACACUAAGCUACGAGUUCCUGGAUGAUGUAAGUCACGAGUGGGCUGGUUUUAUGACCUCAGACACAUCAGAUCACGAGGGAUCCGGUGUGGAUACAGUGAUGUACAAAAUCAAAUCUGCCUUGCCAGAGAACGCCAGUAAACAGGUGGAAAUUAAAAGCAACCAUCCUUUAAUGCUGAUGGUCACGAAGGAGCGUGUUAAGCUUCUCAGUCAUCCCCUUGUCACCUAUCUCUUGCGUUACAAAUGGCGCAGUUUCGGUCGCUAUGUGUAUUACGGUCGGCUCAUUCUGUACGGGAUUUUCUUGUAUUUCCUGACCGGCUACGCCAUGCUCACCACCAAGAGCAUACCUAUAGCAGAGUGUCACGACAUACAGUGCACGUGCAACGUGACUUUUGCAGGAGGAUCGACUGGUAGCCAAAUUAUGUGGAGAACAAUUGGUCGGCCUGUGGUGCUUGUUACGACAUCUAUAAGCUUAUUUUUAGAGAUUUUUAAAUUUUUCUACAUGUGGAGGCUCUACUUCCAAUGGAACAGACUUAUUGAAGUGUUAGCUUACGUUUUCUCAAUGAUCUACGUAAUAGAUGACUUCCAACUUGACAGAACAAGCUUUACGAUAUUCAAGGGAUCAAGGCAAGUUGGAUAUUAUUUUCUAUUUCUUCUUCUUCUUUUUUUUUUUUUAUGUCUCAUUAUUCCUUCCAUAGGGUUGGCGCGCCUGAAAUUUGAAUUGAGCAAAACAAAAUAAGUUGAACAAAAAAAAUAUGUUGGCCAGAAUAAAAUAUGUUGUUCCAAGUUGAAGUAAACCCAGACUUCUCGAGUUAAGUAUAGAAGAGGUCAAAGCAACUUUAGCAUUGUCUUUAUUCCUGCUAGCGAGUUGGGUGGUAUUUGCCGGAGUCGUCACAUCGAAAAUUUAUUUUCGUGGACGUCGAAAGUUUCGUCUUCGAAAAUUCGGGAUCGAUCGUGUCCGAAGUUUCGUGACAUCUUCGUUAUCGAUCUCAUGGCGGAAAGGCCGCCAACUGGUCCAGAAACUCUAACGGUAAGAAUUAGCAGCAAUGCUAAAUCUCAUUGACACCUAAAUAAAGUUAUUAUUAUUACAAUAUUAGUUGCCUAACACAGUAACGCAGUGAUUCUUUGUUUGAUGAAGCAUGCUUCGUUCUUUAAGUGUAAUUUUUCAAACAAUCAUGGAUAAAACAAAAUGUUAGUUUUCCCCGCUCGUGAAACCCUCGCAUUGCUUGUAAGAGAUCAGAUGUAAUUAUUUCAAUUUGUUUAGGUUUUACAACAGUCAUUAAAAAGUCUCUGGUUUUUAACCAU
Molecule: messenger RNA, 3742 nt
Organism: Orbicella faveolata
Lineage: Eukaryota; Metazoa; Cnidaria; Anthozoa; Scleractinia; Merulinidae
Product: transient receptor potential cation channel subfamily A member 1 homolog
Biological process (GO): monoatomic ion transmembrane transport
Cellular component (GO): transmembrane transporter complex; membrane
Molecular function (GO): protein binding; monoatomic ion channel activity
Source: RefSeq, a predicted model, not a curated record